AUGGUAACAACAAAAGUACAUUUGGCCCAUGCCAAGAUUGUUGUCUGUAAUUUGGACUAUCGUUCUAUUGGAAAUGAAGGUAUUUAUCCGAAUACAUUCUAUGAUGCAGCCAAUGGUACUGAUCUGAUUCGAACAAUUGCUCACGAACAUGGUUUCAACAGCGAUCGAGUAAUCGUCGUCGGUCAUUCAGCUGGUGGACAGUUGGGAGGCUACAUAACAGGACGCUUCAGACUAAGGCCAGACCAACCUGGAUAUAGCACAGAUCCUUUUCGCCCAAUAGCUUUUGUUAGUCAAGCGAGUGUUAAUAAUAGGUGGGAUGGAUGCGAUCAAGCUAACGAAACAGGUUCUGGUGCAGUAAUCUCGUUUCUUGGUGGAACGUAUCAAAUGUAUCCAGAACGAUAUCUGUUAUCAUCAUUGGCGGCUUCGAGCAAUGUUUCAGUCAAGUUUGUAUAA
Molecule: messenger RNA, 453 nt
Organism: Rotaria sp. Silwood2
Lineage: Eukaryota; Metazoa; Rotifera; Eurotatoria; Philodinida; Philodinidae
Source: the annotation of a GenBank genome assembly